CAUGCCACCAACUCUUCUGUUUCGCUUUUUGACGCUUGCCCUGUACUCAAUCUAACCUCAUGCAUAAUGUGACACAUUGCCGAUUUUGUCCAGCCAAUUUCUCCAUUCCAAUUCCCCAGGGCCUAUAAGUUUUAUGAGAGCUCCUAGGAGCCAUCAUUCCUCCUGUGUCUCUAGCCAAGCUCUUCAUCCGCCUCUCUCAUGGCCACUUCUUCACCAUCUAGAGUCAUGCCGUGGCACACUGCCUUGCUCAUGGCUCUGCUCUCCUCUCUCCAAUGUCUCUCCCUCGCGAAGCUUCAAGUAGGCUUUUACUCCAAUUCAUGCCCAAAUGCUGAGUCCAUUGUCCGCUCAGUUGUGAGGGCGGCUGCCUCCUCUGACCCCACUGUACCUGCAGCUCUCCUCAGGCUCCACUACCAUGACUGCAUUGUUCAAGGUUGCGAUGCAUCAAUACUGAUCGAGAAGACAGAUGCUAAGCGCCCGGAGAAGCAGGCGCAGAGCCACGCCGGGCUGCGAGGCCUCGAUGUGAUAGACCGAGCGAAAGCCCAGUUGGAAACUGCAUGCCCGGGCGUUGUCUCCUGUGCAGACAUAGUAGCCCUCGCAGCUCGCGAUUCUGUUGUUCUGAGUCGAGGACCAAAUUAUAAAGUCCCCACAGGCCGAAGAGAUGGUCGAGUUUCUAACGAAACUGAUGCAGCAAACAUGCCUGAUGUCAAUGAUACAAUAGCAGCGCUCAGAGCAAAAUUCGCACAGAAGGGCCUUUCAGAAAAAGAUCUAGUGGUCCUCAGUGGGGCGCAUACAAUUGGAACAACUGCAUGCUUCUUCAUAGAAAAACGGCUCUAUAAUUUUGUUCCUGGUGGUGGAUCAGAUCCAACCAUAAAUCCUCGGUUCCUUCCCGAGCUCCAGUCCCAGUGUCCCAAAGGAGGAGGCACCAAUGCUCGAUUACCACUCGACCGAGGGAGCGAAAAAGUUUUCGACAUGCAGAUACUAAGCAACAUCCAAUCGGGGUUCGGAGUGAUAGAAUCUGAUGCUAACCUCUACAACAAUGCCCGGACGAAGGCGAUCAUCGACUCUUACCUCGACUCCAUGAAUUCGAUCGUCGGGCCAUCCUUUGAAUCCGACUUCGUUAGGUCGAUAGUGAAAAUGGGAAAGAUUGGCGUGCUGACAGGGACUGAAGGAGAAAUCAGGCAAGUAUGUUCAGCUUUUAACUGAUGCUCGUGUAGUGGUUGUAUUGCAUUGCAAUGCUCUGCCUCUGCAUGCAAUGUGUCUCUGCAAAUGAAUGAUAUAAAGGUCUAAUAGAAUCCCUCAUAAAUAGUUUCUGUAAACUCCAUUUUUCUAAUAAAGGCCGGGAAAGCCUCCCUCUUCAUCAAAGAAGAAGAAGAAGAAGAAGAAGAAUAAGAAGAUAUGCAGUUCUUAUAGAACUCCGUUGUAUGGUGUGACAAAGGAACUCUUUCUGUGGCCUUCUGAGGUGUGAAAGUGGUUGCAAGCUAUGGCCUAUGAAUGUGGGUUUUCAAGGACUACUAGGACAACCAUUCUGAAAUUAACACACUAGAAGUUAGGAGAUCAUGGAAUUAGAAAGCACUGAAGGGCAAAAAGGUUUAUAUUUUGCUCUAAUGCUGUGAUUUGGAUGCUGUCUACUCCCCUUAUUCUCAUUUUAUUUUAUUUGUUUAUUUUCAUUU
Messenger RNA from Phoenix dactylifera (date palm), 1670 nucleotides. Its product is annotated as peroxidase 43. The record is from RefSeq and is a predicted model, not a curated record. Lineage: Eukaryota; Viridiplantae; Streptophyta; Magnoliopsida; Arecales; Arecaceae. Gene Ontology annotation, molecular function: peroxidase activity; heme binding. Gene Ontology annotation, biological process: response to oxidative stress; hydrogen peroxide catabolic process.